CAGUCGAUCCGCGAAGUGCUCUCAAAGUGGUGCGAUAGUUGUGUGCAAGACAGAAACUGCGAGUCGUUGAACGAACCCGCACCGUGAAACACGCGAUUUUGUCGAGCCAAAAAGCAAUAGAACACGCGCUCCAUUCUCUCGACGAUUCGUUCGGUUUCCUCGAGAGGAAUUUCUUUCCUUGUGAAAUUCACGUCGGAAAUUCAACCGGCACGCCUCAACGAGACCGACCGCAUCGUCGUCCCGUGAACAAAUGUGCGUUCACGUUGCAACCGACGGAUAAGUAUCAACGAGAACAUUAGAAACUCAAUCCUUUCAUCUGGCAACGAGGAUCCAACGUAGCGUACGAGAAUGGCGACCACGAAAUGAGCGUCUCCCCGCAGAACAAGCAAGCCAGCCUCGAGAUGGAUACGCCACUCGAGGACAAUAGCCUUAAAGUGUCGUCGGUGCAUAACGUGGCGAGACAGGAUUCAGGAGUACCGGAGGACCUGGCGUCGCCCGUGGGCGACACCAGCAAGCUGUUGGACGAGGAGGAUCCGGACGGCACGAUGAACAGCAGCGACUGCAACAUCACCGUGAUCCACGUGACGGAGUCUGAGUCGCACAAAGCCGAUCAGAGCAGCGACAGGAAGGAUUACGCGGUCGAGGGAAAGGACAGCAAGGACGGCAGCGACAGCGGCGUGGAGGGUUGCGCCACCGAGGUUCCCAGGGUCCGUAGUCGGAACAGUAUAGAUUACGCGAGCAGUUGCGGCGGCCUGGACGAAGCGUCCUGCGACUCCAGCCUGGUGAGCUGUUGCUCCGUGUACGAGGACCCGUGCGCCACGUUGCCCGACGACGUGAGACUGACCACCGGCGGCGAGGGCACCAGCGAGGGCGGCAGCGAGAGUUCCUCGAUCGCGGGCAGCGUGUCGGUCCGCACGAGCAGAACGAACACCAAGAGGACGGUGGCCGCGUCCAACGUGGGGAAGAAGAAGACCGGCGCGACGGAGGCGCAGAAGACCAGUCGCGGGAAACCGGUGGCGCCCGUCAGCACCACCUAUCUGUCGACCACACCGCGCUCGAAACCACGCACCGUCCCACCGCGGAGCAUCCUGAGCAAGACGCAGCCGGUGACGAGGGACAGGGCCAGAUCGCGGGAGAAAUCGACGGUGAAAGAAGGCACCUGCGACAACACACCGACCAGUAGCCGUGUGUCGACGUCGUUCCGCUCCGGGACGGUCACCAUGCCUCCGCGAACGAGGACGAGACCGAUCCCGGACUCACUGCCAUCAGCGUUGACCACGGAGAUAAACAAAGACUUGGCGCAGCGGGGACGCGGUCCUGGCGGGAGCUGCAGGUCCAGGGGAGGAUCCAGUACGCGGGGCGCGCGCACACCGAGCUCCACGCCGUCCGAGGAGGUGCGGAAACCUCUGUGCGCGCCCAGGGUACCGUACACUGGUCGCACGGAGGCUGGCAGAGCUGGUAAACUCGACAAAUCGACCAUCAGCGCGGACAACAAGGCUCUGGACACGUACGCCACGCUGCCCAGAAGGAACAGGACCAAGAUCAGCAUUCCCAAGAUCGGCGAGAAGACGGACAAGGUCACCAGGAGCAGGUCCGGCAGCAGAGACGCCAGUCUGAGCAGGCAGAUGGAGAGGAAGAUAGCUGGAAAGGAGUCCGCCGUUCACAAAAGCCUGCCGCCUUAUCCUAGACACAAAACCGCGGAGAAGACGCGUAUUUAUCACGAGACCAGCGUGCAAACUGGUUUGACCGGUCAGGAUAUUGAGAACGCGUUGUCCGGGGUGCCGAGCGCCAUCGCGGGACCGGAAGUGGUCGAGAGACUGCACGAGGGCUGUCAGACGGAGGGCACGUGGGAGGACAUGCAUACCAUGCACACAGAUCUGAAGCGGCUGAACGAGGAGACGUCCUGUCAGAAGGAGGAGAACGAGAAACUGAAGGCUGAGAUCACGGAGGUGAAACGUCUGCUGGAGGAAGAGCAGGCAGAUCAUGCGUUCGCGAGGCAGGAACUGGAUAGGAACGCGCAACGGGUGCUGGCGAUGCUGGGGACCCCGCAAUCCGAGCAAGCAGAGGGCAGCGACAGUUUCCUGGAGCUUGAGUGCCAUUUGCAGUCUUCCGGCCAAGUGGUCGCUAAUCAGCAGUUGGAAAUAGCGGAUCUUCAGUCUUUGUGCCGCAUGUUGAGUAGGGAUUUAGAGAAGAGCCUGGCCGCCCAGAAGGCGUUGCUGCAACAGCAACAGGAAUUAGAGGCGGAAUCCGCUGAGAUGCAAGACUUCCUUCAAGAAGAGAAAGCUACUCUGGUGGAUGCUCUGAAAGAGGCGGAAACGGAGCUUUCGAAGAAGGAGGAGAUGCUGACGAAACGCGAAGUGGAAUUGGAACGGCAGACGGAGGAGUGCAAGCAUCUAGUGCGAAUCAGUGAACAACGACGACAAGAGAAUUUAUCUAUGAGCAUGAAAUUGAAUGCAGUCGAACGACGAAGCAGGGAACUGCUGCUCACGCAAGGCGCUGCUGUUUCCGGCGCUGCAGUCGCGCUUUCCGGUCUGGGGACCAGGCUGGAAGGACUCGUGGACCAAUUGAUAACCUCCUACAAUAUCUCGGUGAAAGAUCUCGAGGACGUGAUAUAUCAUAACGAGGCGUACAGCAGAAGCAACAGCAGCAUCGAGUCGAGUCCCGUCAGUUCGAAACAUAGUCUGAAAGAGUGUACUCCUAGUCCAAAGAGCGGGUCCUUCGUGUCGGCGGUAAUUGGGGCCAUCCGGAACGCGGCAACGCAUCCUUUCGCAACGAGAAAUACGGAUAAGAAGCCUACGUUGGAGACGGCCAAACAGAUGUACAAAGAAUUGAGCAUGGAGUCGUCGUCCGAUUUGCUCGAUUUCGAGACCGAGCCGUGCUUGAUGAUGGAGAGCGUGCUGGAAGAUGUUCCCCUGCCCGACACGUACUCCCACAACAUGGUGUCGAGCAGCGAUUCACUGCGCAGAGCUCUGAGCUUUCCCGAGACGGUGGACGAGAGCAAUCUAAAAAAGACCCGCAUCAACGACGAGUGCUCCAGUCUGACGAAUCUCACGCAGGCGAUUCUGCAUCGUCGCAAGGUGGAGAACGAGGAGGACGAUGAUUGCGAUUCGAUUAGCGAAUCUGACACUGGCACCAACGAUGGUCCGCUGGCUUCGGAUUAUUGUCCCGCCGUUGGUCUUGUUGAUCAAGUAAUCGACGUAGAUAAUCUUGUUACUAAAUUGUUAAAAGUGCUGCGUAUCAUACAGCUAGAUAACGAUACGUGUAUACAGGAACUGAAAGAGGAGAAAUCCGAAUUAGAAACGAAAUUGGUGGUAACCGUUACGGAAUUAGAGGAGCUGCGUAAGAUAGUGGACAACCUCCAUCAGUCCGAAGAGAUUUUAAACAAUACCUCGGACAGAAGGCGCAGCGUGAUGGAAAAUUGCCGUCUGCUGAUCAAAGAGGCGGGUAAGGAGGAAUUAAAAUUUCACGAGCCCGCAGUUGCUAAUAAUAGUGGCCCUGGAGAAGCUACAGACUGCGAAGAUCUCAACGCAAACGCAGCCGCUCAACUUCCUUCCUAAACGUGUUUCCUCGUCUUUAUUUUUUUCUUUUUUUUUUUUUAUCAUUUUCGACGAUGUACGUCCAUAACCGAGUCUCUGAUAUCGUUUGCAUAUAACUGUUCGUUGAUGCUCGAGCGAAAUCCACGUCGAAAUAUUCUAACGAUCUUGUCCGCUAGAGUUAGCACGCAAGAACUUGGUUCUUCGUCGAAACACAGCCAACGUGAUUUGGUAAUACCAUAGUCGAAACGCUGCAGGCAUUUUUGCGUGUGUCGGGAGUCAUGUACAGCUUUCUUCGUUCCGUCAUAAUGGCAGGUAUAUUCGUGCGCAUCGCUUUUAGUAUUUUAUCGUUGACUCGUGUCGUUGUAUAUAACAGACAAAGCCUCUAUAAUUUUUGAAGCUGAAUAAGUAGCGUAUGAUCACGAGACAGGAACGUGGCCGCGCGUACGCGCGUAAUUUGAAUCAUACUUUUCAAUCAUUAUCGUUUCGCGUAACGUUAAAUUAAGGGUUAGUUGUCCCGCGUUAGAAUUAAUUGCGGUUAAUUGCUUAAUGCGUAGAUCGAAUCAAGGAAUAACUUUAAUCGUGACUAACGAAUGAAUUUCUCGUGCCCCACCGAGUGCAUUUCAUCGUGCUGUAACCACGAUGUACAUUUUUGAGAGUAUUAAUUCCUCGUGUACUAGGGAAGCGAUUAUAGAAUUUAAUGUACCUUAACGGAUUCAUUGAAGUUCGCUUCUUCGUUCGAAUAUUGAAAAAAAAAAAAAAAAAAAAAACACGUGUAAUCUUCUAAUGUGAAAUACAGGGUACAUUAGUUUUACGGUACAACAUUAUCAUCGCGAGGAUUGGCAUUGUAUUGACGAAUGGGGAAUCCGUUGUCGAUAUUUGUGAAUGUCCUUACAUUUUUCAUCGGUAAUUAUAAUUGUUGAGGCAUCUUUCGUUGGAAACGUUUAUCAAAUGGGAUAGUUACCCCGCGAGCAUUGAGAAUGUAAAGGAAAAAGAAAACAACGUUACACAGAGCUGCUUUCUAUUUUAAUGGUGAGAUAUAUUUGAGAAAACAUAUUCUUGUACACGGUUCCACGAUUCACAAUUAUUCGUCAUGUGAGUUGAGACGAUGUAUAUAAGCGACCAUUGUGAAACUUACUUUGUAUUCUAAUGCGUUCCAAGGAUCGCUUUUUAAAAAGUUUCUUUCUCCUUUGAAGUACAAGUUACUUACUAUAAAAACUGUAUCUGUAAAGUCCGUGUGAAAGUGAUCGUUUUUUCCCCCCCUCUUCGCCCUCCCAUUUUUUGUUUUUUUUUUUUUUUUCUUUCAACGACAUAAACGAUUCCACCCAGAUGACGUGUAUUCUGAGGAACAUAGUCCUAAGCAUUUUUUAUACAAAAUAUUGUGAUGAUAUACCAAA
Molecule: messenger RNA, 4930 nt
Organism: Colletes gigas
Lineage: Eukaryota; Metazoa; Arthropoda; Insecta; Hymenoptera; Colletidae
Gene: corn
Exons: 12
Coding region: 363-3557 (1064 amino acids)
Source: RefSeq, a predicted model, not a curated record